CCGUCUCGGGACUUCGUCUUUUUCCGGUCUUUUCCGGUUUCUGCAAUGUCACGUGGGACGCUGCCAUUUCGUGUAGUCUUCAGUGUUUGUUGUCUCUCCUAGGAGUUCGACAGUCCUCCAAACACUCGGUUAAGGGUAACUGCCUUCAAGAUGAGUGGAGCUCGUAUAUUCAUCGGCCGACUAAACCCUUCGGCCAGGGAGAAGGAUGUGGAGAGAUUUUUCAAAGGAUACGGACGUAUCCGGGACAUCGACCUGAAGAGAGGCUUUGGCUUUGUGGAGUUUGAGGAUGCCAGAGAUGCUGAAGAUGCUGUGUAUGAACUCGAUGGCAAAGAACUUUGUAAUGAAAGGGUGACCAUCGAGCAUGCUCGUGGACGUCUGCGUGCUGGCAGAGGAGGAGGAGGAGGAGGAAGAGGAGGAGGUGGUGGUGGCGCCGGUGGAGGAGGAGGCGGCCACUUCCCUGAUCGUUAUGGUCGAGGCGCUCAGAACAAUCGGAGUCGAAACCCACCUCCGAUGCGCACCGAGAACCGCCUGAUUGUGGAGAACUUGUCCUCCCGUGUCAGCUGGCAGGACCUGAAAGAUUUCAUGAGGCAAGCUGGAGAGGUGACAUUUGCAGAUGCACAUCGACCUAAACUCAAUGAAGGGGUGGUUGAGUUUGCUUCUUACAGCGACCUGAAAAAUGCCCUUGAGAAACUGUCUGGAAAGGAGAUCAAUGGCAGGAAAAUCAAGCUCAUUGAGGCGUCCAAGAGGUCGCGAAGUCGUUCCCGCUCCAGGAGUUCAUCUCGCUCCCACUCUGGCUCACGCUCCCGGUCCCGUGAUCGCUCUUCAUCCGGCAGUCCCCGGCGCUCGGGCAGUCCCCGACGCUCAGGCAGUCCACAGCGCUCGGGCAGUCCACGGCGCUCGGGCAGUCCACGGCGCUCGGGCAGUCCCCGGCGUUCGGGCAGUCCCCGGCGUUCUGGCAGUCCCCGGCGUUCUGGCAGUCCCCGGCGUUCUGGCAGUCCCCGGCGUUCUGGCAGUCCCCGGCGUUCUGGCAGUCCCCGGCGUUCUGGCAGUCCCCGGCGUUCGGGCUCCAGAAGCCCAGCCAAAACCCGCAGUCGCUCCCGCACUAGAUCCCCCUCUGGCAAUGCAUCCUCCCCUAACACCAAAUCACUGGAUCCAAACAAAUCCUCCGUGUCUCCUACAGCUCCUGCUUUGUCUUCUCAUGAUAAAGAGCCUGUCUCUCGUUCCCGUUCUUGUUCUCGCUCUCGCUCCCGCUCCAGGUCUCCUUCCGCUGAAAGCCAGCAUUAAGUCACCUACUUGUGUUAGGAAAAUUCUUUUGUCAAAGCUCAGUUGUGUUUCUUGGGAAAAUAUCUAACUUGGAUGCCAAGGUCUGUUUUGUUUCCCCUCUUCCACCCCCCAGUGAUGAUUCAAUGUAUUUGGUACGCAAGCAAGGCCUCCGAAUUGUUGCUCGAGUCACUUCACAAUGUCUUCAUCAUUGCCAUCUUUUCGUUUCCUGUGCUUUUGGGGAUGCUUGAGUUUAUUUUUCCCAACCUUUGAAAUCCAUGUUAACCCGAGAGAACCCAGAGGGUCACAUAUGACCCAGUGUAAUGAAGGGCCCACUGCCUAAACACAACGCACCACAGUUACUCUUUUUACCCUUAAAGCCCAACGUCUCACUUGUGUCUGCAUUAAAUUCUUCGGUUUUUUGGUAGUUUACGGCCUACUGGGUCACAUGUGACCCAAUAUCUAAACUGGAAGUAAAUGAGUACGUUUUUCCAAAUGUAAUGCUUUUGUGUUCCUUUAAUUUUUAUUGAUUUAUUUAGUUAGUACAUAACAUUUUAAAAGAGGAUUUGGAUGUCUUGGGUUCUCUAGGGGUAAGUUCCAACGUCAUAAUUUCUCAUUGUGACAAGAAUGAAUCAAUGUUCAAAACAUUUUGUGAUGACGUGGACACAAAAUUUGCUAAAUACUGUUCACGUUGGGCUUUGUUCCUUAGACUCCCAAAAAUUAUAGUGUCGUGAAAAGUAUUUCUCUCUCUCUCUCUCUCUCUCUCUCUCUCCCUUCACCCCCCCCCCAAAAAAAAAAAAACUUUAUUUCUGAGGGUUUGAAAGGUUGUUGUUUUUUUUGGGUGCCUUAGUGAAUUGUCAUUGGAAAACUGGGUUGUCUAAUAUUAAAAUUGGUUUGAUGAUUUGAAACCUGUGAGGUAGAUAUGAAAAAAAUCUACAGCGCAGUAGGUCGCUUAGAUUGUCAUUUCUUAAUGCAAUUUUUUUCUUUAAUUAUGUAGGUGAUUUUUUUUUUGUUUGCGUGUGUAUGUAGUAUCUAAUUUGACACUGUGAGUGAUGUUAAUGUGGUUUGGAACAAUACAGGCUUUUGUACAUAGAGGUUUUUGUUGGUCAGAUGUAUUUGGGGCAUUCCUAUUAAAGUGGUUUUAAGAAUGUUA
Messenger RNA from Syngnathoides biaculeatus (alligator pipefish), 2413 nucleotides. It is a transcript of the gene srsf5b, whose product is annotated as serine and arginine rich splicing factor 5b. The record is from RefSeq and is a predicted model, not a curated record. Lineage: Eukaryota; Metazoa; Chordata; Actinopteri; Syngnathiformes; Syngnathidae. Gene Ontology annotation, cellular component: nucleus; cytoplasm; ribonucleoprotein complex. The transcript has 8 exons. Bases 151 to 1284 code for a protein of 377 amino acids. Gene Ontology annotation, molecular function: mRNA binding.